UUAAUUCUGUCUCCAUAGAGGUUGCGCGGGUUGAACAUCAACAUUCCUAGAUGCACGCGCCAGGAUGCGACAGCCGAGGUCUGGAGCCAGCCCUCAGACACAGGUUGGCCACUAUGCUUUCUGAUCUCUAAUCCUGCCUGCUCUGAACUUUAUAAACCGAAGACUCGUCCCUGAACCUAGGGUGUAGUUCUCCAGAAUUUUCGGGGUAAGGAAAGGGGGUAGCUGAGCGGAGGGAGCGGGUUGGCCCGGGCCUCAAGCCAUGGCGCCCAAGAAGAAGCGCGGGCCAAGCGCUCGCAAGCAGGUGAGCGACAAUGCAGAGGCCCCGCUCUCCGAGCGCGCGCAGUACCUGCAGCGCGAGUACUCGCUGCUCUCAGAGAAUCUAGUGGCCUGUGAGAAGCGGGUGGACCAGGUGAUGCAGGACAAUGCGUUCUUGGACCAAGAGGCGAAGCGCUUGCGCGAAGAAAACCGGCUUUACGCCAGUUAUGUGAGCGCGCACGCGCAGCGCUGCGCCAACACCAUCGUGCGCCUCGAGGACCAGAACCGCAUGGACCUGGCGCAGAUUCGGUGGCAACGAGCCGAGCUGGCGUCGCUUUACCUCGGGCGCGAGGACGGGGUGCGUGCACAGCUGCUGGAAAUGAAGAUGCGCGCGGAAAACAUGGCACAGCAGGUGCAGGAGCUGCAGCCCUACAAGGAAUUGCAGCUGGAGCAACUGGCGCGAAUCCGGACCCUGGAGCGUGAGCUGCUGCACAUGCGCGUGGAGCACACGCAGCUCCUCCACCGGGUGAAGCGACGCUUCCAGGAGGACAAGUCGGCUUUUGAGCGCGAGGCGCGCCUGCAAGUGCAGUCCCUGACCCGCCGCUCAGAGCGGGAGGCGGCGCGUGCCCUCAUUGCUCACACACAGGGCAUCAGGGCGGACAAUGGGCGUCUCCGACUUGAACUCCUGAGGCUUAUCAUCCGGGCCCAGGUACUGCAGGAUUUGAAACUACAGCUGAAAGAGCAGCGGGAGCAGCUGCGCAGGGAGCACCAAGACGUGCGGAACCUGCAGUGUGUGCACGGCUGGCUGCACCGGGGCCCCGGGGGGCCACCACUCUGGCAGCCGCCCCAAAUCCACCAUCCCAACUUGCGCAUCGGGUCACUUGCCACCGUGUUGGAAUCAUCCUAUGCAACUUUAGGCGCCCAGGCUAUAGCCCAAUCACGUGUGGCCUCCCGGGCCUCGUCGUUGGCCCAGUCAUACCGAACCUCCCUGACUCCUUCUGUAAAGUCGUUUGAGUCUUCUCAGCCCCAGUCUCGGAAGGCUGAGUCUGUGGUUGCUCUCCUGAGUCCAUCACGUCCGGGAUCCCGCCCCCCAUCCCUGACCCCCUCGCACCCGGGCUCGCGUAUCUCGUCCCUGACCAAGUCACGAAAGAGCUCCAGGGUUCCAUCCCUGGCUGUAUCGUCAGCUACUUCUGUCUUGCAGUCGCGGUCGCGCAAGAGCUCUCGGAUCUCUCCACAGCCUUCCUUGCGUGAGUUCUCUCAAGAGACUGACAUCUCUGCAAAGUCUAGCUCCAAGCUUCUCCCUGUUCUGUCGCAGGAUCGAGUCCCUCUCAGCCCACAACCGGAGGAGACAGCAAACACUGGUGAUGAUGCCACAGGUGUCUUGGGGCAAGCCUAAACCUACGGCAGCGGGGAGGCCAGUAGGACUACGAGGUGGGAGAAACAUACCCGGAAAGCUUUCUCGGUACAUAAAGAUGUUAAUAAAAAAUGUAAAAUAAAUCCCAUGAUGGCA
Messenger RNA from Peromyscus eremicus (cactus mouse), 1765 nucleotides. It is a transcript of the gene Ccdc166, whose product is annotated as coiled-coil domain containing 166. The transcript is spliced from 2 exons. The record is from RefSeq and is a predicted model, not a curated record. Lineage: Eukaryota; Metazoa; Chordata; Mammalia; Rodentia; Cricetidae. Bases 260 to 1651 code for a protein of 463 amino acids.